Messenger RNA from Poeciliopsis prolifica (blackstripe livebearer), 1447 nucleotides. Its product is annotated as zinc finger protein 239-like. Bases 1 to 876 code for a protein of 291 amino acids. The record is from RefSeq and is a predicted model, not a curated record. Lineage: Eukaryota; Metazoa; Chordata; Actinopteri; Cyprinodontiformes; Poeciliidae. Gene Ontology annotation, biological process: regulation of transcription by RNA polymerase II. Gene Ontology annotation, molecular function: RNA polymerase II cis-regulatory region sequence-specific DNA binding; DNA-binding transcription factor activity, RNA polymerase II-specific. The transcript has a single exon.
AUGGGGAAGAGAGCCAGAGAAGAGGCAGAGGAAACCUUUGAUGGUCUCCAGAGUCUGCAUCAGGAAGGAGGGAAGGCUGUAGAUCUAGGAUCCACAAAGACAGAACAGAUUCUUCAGGAAGGACCAGAAGUCGAUGGCAGAGAGAUCAACCAGGACGUUUAUCCGGUUUCAGGCAGUCAGAGUGUUUCUCAGGCAGGACGCGCCGCCAUAAAAUGUGGCGUCUGUGGAAAAGUCUUUAGGAAAAACUAUCACCUGAAGAUGCAUCACAUGAGCCACACGGGAGUGAAGCCGCACGUCUGCAAUGAAUGCGGGAAAUCUUUCAAAGCCGCGUCCACUCUGAGAUAUCAUGCCAGGAUGCACACGGGCGAGAGGCCAUACUCCUGUGAGACGUGUGGGAAAAGCUUCAGGGGCAGCUACAGCAUGUUGGUCCACAUGAGAACCCACACUGGGGAGAAGCCAUAUCUGUGCAACACCUGCGGGAAGAGAUUCACCAACUCAUCAGCCUUCAAGUGGCACACCGCCAUCCACAUGGGCGACCGAAGGUAUUCCUGCCAGAUCUGUGGGAAAAGCUUCACCCAGAGUGGAAACCUGAAGGCUCACGUGAGGACGCACACCGGCGAGAAGAAGCACUGCUGCAAAACCUGUGGGAAACGUUUCAGUCGGAGCAACAGCCUGAUUGUCCACAUGAGGACGCACACAGGAGAGAAGCCGUACUCCUGCAGCUCGUGUGGGGAGAGGUUUCAAUACGCUGCAAAGCUGAAAAAACACGCCACAACGCACCUGCAUGUGAGGACGACGUGUCUGUCCAACGCAGAGGGGACGAGUGUCCCGAAACAUCUGCAGGGACAACAGGUGGCGUUGGGAAACGUGAAGUAAAUCAAAGCUGUGUGAGUUUCCAACAUCUUCAGCAAUCUGCAACAGAACCAGAACACUGAGCCUCACAGACAGGUGGGAACCGGCUCCCUCUACUGGCCAACUGUGGGAAAAGUUCUGAAGAGCAUUUUAGUUCUGAUGAGUUUGAGAUGAAUGAUGUUUUAUGUCUGGAAGGUUGAAUCUAAACAGCAGAACGUCACAGAUGACCUGGGACAUUAAACGACAACAGUGUCUUCAGUCAGAGGCUUCUGCUGAUUCACUGUAACAGACUGCUACAGGAGAUCCUCCCUGCCACAGACAUCAACCUCAUCAACUUCAUCAACCUCAUCAACCUCAUCAACCUCAUCAACUUCAUCAACCUCAUCAACCUCAUCAACCUCUGCAUCGCUUUGACGUUGAGUAAUAACGUAUAAAUAUCUGUCAUUUUGUUCUUUACAGUAAAGAAUCUUUUUUUGUAAAUUUUUCCAGUUUUACUAAAAACCUGUUUUCCUUUUUCUGUGACAAGCCUGAGAGAAAUAAAUCUGUAGAAAACAGAGAAACCUGAAAAAUGUUCAUUAAAACAUUGAAAAACAGA